UAGUUUUCACAAUCAGUACCAAUCGGAAUUCAAUCACUGCAUAAACCUUGCAGUUCCGCUUUCUGUUUUCUAUUUAGUUUUGUAUAUGAAUUAAACUAGUUGUUAGGCUUAAAGUUAAAAGUUCGUAGCUUAAUAGUAACAAAAUGCAGAGCCUCGGUUGGACGCUAAUCAUGAAACGCGGCUGCUUCUGCCGCAAGGAGACACUAAAUAUCAACGGAUCCCGCUACACAAUUCGCGACAGGCUGGCCCAAGGGGGCUUCAGUCUCAUCGACCUUGGGGAAAAUACCAUCACACGCCGGAGCUACGCGAUUAAGCGCAUCACCUGCCACAGCAUCGACGACCAGAAUAUAGCGCUACGCGAAAUCGAAAACUGCCGCAAGAUCGAUUCGGAAAACGUCAUCCGAGUGGUGGACUACGAACUAAAGGGUCAGGCUGACAUUGUCAUAAACACCACCAGUACGCUGUUCAUUGUACUGCCUUACUACAAGCAUGGCGCUUUGGCGGAUCAUUUGCAAUUGCGGGCUCGAAAACAGGACCACAUGCCCGAGGCUCAGAUCCUGCAGAUCUUCCUGGGCGUCUGCGAAGGUCUCAAGGCCAUACACGAAGCCAAGCCAGUGCCGCUGGCUCAUCGGGACUUAAAGACCGCCAAUAUAUGUCUCUCGGACUCAUUCGAGCCCAUUAUCGUGGAUCUGGGCUCAAUGACAGAGGCGCGCCUUCAAAUAGUAGGUCAGUCGGAUGCCCAACGACUGCAAGACGAAGCUGAGGAGCGGAGUUCCAUUGUAUAUCGGGCUCCCGAACUGUUUACUGUGAAGACGUACUGCACCAUAGAUGAACGAACAGAUAUAUGGAGUCUUGGUUGUGUUUUGUACGCAAUGUGCUACUUUCAUUCGCCUUUUGAUCCCAUCUACGAGCGGGGAGACAGCGUGGCAUUGGCUGUACUUAGCGGAAAUAUAAACAUUCCAGAGGAUUCAAUUUACACAGAGGACAUGCAUGAACUGAUAAACUACAUGCUGCGCACCGAUCCCAUGGAAAGACCAUUCAUUUUUAGCGUCAUUGAACGAACCCACGACUUGAUACAAAAGCUGGAGGGUCGAUUGUAGCUCCGCCCAGCAAGGACACAAGGUUGCUAACUCACUGGAUUCCACCUCGUCUAAAGGCAUUUCAUUGUACCCGUUUUUGACUAUGUAUUAUUGUAAAAUAAUUUUUAAAAUUGCUGCGAAUUUGUGAAAA
This is a messenger RNA of Drosophila bipectinata, 1230 nucleotides long. RefSeq names its product serine/threonine-protein kinase 16. Gene Ontology annotation, biological process: protein phosphorylation. NCBI's taxonomy places the organism in Eukaryota, Metazoa, Arthropoda, Insecta, Diptera, Drosophilidae. The record is from RefSeq and is a predicted model, not a curated record. Gene Ontology annotation, molecular function: ATP binding; protein serine/threonine kinase activity. Gene Ontology annotation, cellular component: Golgi apparatus; cytoplasm.